UCAGAAUUAAAUCUGCGUCGAUCCCCUCACCACACGAAACAGCUGAAGCUGUUGUGUUGACGGCACUCAAAUUCCUGAGGAGAUCGAAUUGGUGGCGGCUAGGAAUCUGAGGCAAGGCCAUGGGCAUGGAGAUGGACAUGGAUUCCAUGGCGGGUGCCAUCGGGGUUUCGGUCCCUGUACUUCGUUUCCUUCUCUGUUUCGUGGCCACUAUUCCCGUCAGCUUCCUUGCGCGAUUCGUUCCUGGUUCACUUCUCAAGCACCUUUACUCCGCCGGAACCGGUGCUCUUCUCUCCUACGUCUCUUUUGGAUUCUCUUCCAACCUCCAUUUCUUGGUUCCUAUGUUAGCCGGCUACGCUUCCAUGAUUCUUUGUCGCCCUCGAUGUGGGAUCAUCACAUUCUUUUUGGGAUUUGGUUACCUCAUCGGUUGCCAUGUAUAUUACAUGAGUGGAGAUUUAUGGAAGGAGGGUGGUAUCGAUGCUACCGAGGAAGGUUUGCGCGAGGCACAGAAGAAAAACCGAUUGAUUAGAUUGCCUUCGUUGAUUGAGUACUUCGGUUACUGCCUCUGCUGUGGGAGUCAUUUUGCUGGUCCAGUUUUUGAAAUGAAGGAUUAUCUAGACUGGGCUGAAGGAAAGGGGCUUUGGAGCACAUCAGCAAAAGGACCAUCACCAUAUGGGGCAACUAUUCGAGCGCUUCUACAAGCUGGCUUAUGUAUGGCCAUGUAUCUGUACCUGGUACCACAUUUUCCUCUGUCUACGUUUGCUGAACCCAUGUAUCAAGAAUGGGGUUUCUGGAAACGGUUGGGAUACCAGUAUAUGUCUGGCUUUACAGCGCGAUGGAAAUAUUAUUUCAUUUGGUCAAUCUCAGAGGCUUCAGUUAUUAUUUCUGGCCUUGGCUUCAGUGGCUGGACAGAAUCCUCUCCUCCAAAGCCACGUUGGGAUCGGGCCAAAAAUGUGGACAUAGUAGGUGUUGAGUUUGCAAGGAGCGCUGUUGUGAUACCACUUGAGUGGAACAUACAAGUCAGCACCUGGCUUCGUCAUUAUGUUUAUGAAAGGCUUGUUCAGAAAGGGAAGAAAGCUGGCUUCUUUCAGUUACUCGCCACACAAACUGUCAGUGCUGUUUGGCAUGGACUAUAUCCUGGGUAUAUCAUAUUCUUUGUUCAAUCAGCUUUGAUGAUUGCCGGGUCCAGAGUCAUUUACAGGUGGCAACAAUCUGUCGCUCCAGCAGUGGCUAAUGUCUUAUCGUUUAUGAAUUUUCUAUACACAAUUUUGGUUCUUAAUUACUCCUGUGUUGGUUUCAUGGUGUUAAGUCUGCGUGAAACUCUGGCCUCAUAUGGAAGCGUGUAUUAUAUUGGAACUAUUCUUCCCAUUGUAAUGAUUCUUUGUGGUUACAUUAUCAAACCUGGGAAACCUGUCAGACCCAAAGCUCGGAAGGCUGAGUGAGGUAGAGAAUGCAUUGUCUGGUUUCAGAAAAUUUUAAAAUCAGAUGAGGAAAUUUCAGUUUCUUCGAUUUUUAUUUUAUUGAAAAAUUGUAACAGGUUCUUUGGUAUUGGAAAUAGUUAAGUUUGUACACACAUUUGCUUUGCCAUUAAAUUGUAUCUUCUUGCAGCAUCGCUUCGAAGUAUGUUUUUUGGGCUCUGUAAAAGGAAGAGUUGAAGAAAAUGAUUCUGAACUACCUCUUGGCUGAAAUUCUUUCCCGGAUGAUCAAAUAUUAAUUCAAUUUUAUUUUCUUUAUUA
Messenger RNA from Prosopis cineraria, 1733 nucleotides. Its product is annotated as lysophospholipid acyltransferase 1-like. The record is from RefSeq and is a predicted model, not a curated record. The transcript has 8 exons. The coding region runs from base 120 to 1439 and encodes 439 amino acids. Gene Ontology annotation, cellular component: membrane; endoplasmic reticulum. Gene Ontology annotation, molecular function: acyltransferase activity. Gene Ontology annotation, biological process: lipid modification; triglyceride biosynthetic process; phospholipid biosynthetic process. NCBI's taxonomy places the organism in Eukaryota, Viridiplantae, Streptophyta, Magnoliopsida, Fabales, Fabaceae.